GCCCGAUUAAAGCUCGUUUGAGAUCAUCUUGUCUUAUAAACAAGCUAAGCUUGAACAUAUUUUUGAAAUUCGUUUGUUUGUAGAAGCCAAAACGCACCACUUCAAAAAUCAGUUAAACCUCCCGCCUUAUUUGUAAAGCUUCAGUUGCACAAAGCCAUGGCACAUCUAAGGUACACAAUCACGCGCUUAAUAGAAGAAUGCAAGAACAUGAGAGAGCUCAAGCAAAUCCACUCCCAAAUCACAACAUCCCCACACUUACCCGAAACAGAUCGCUAUUUCCUCAUUUCCCGUCUUCUCUUCUUCUGCGCAAUUUCCCAAUCCGGCUGCCUCAACUACGCCGCUUGUCUCUUCAAAUUUACACGCAACCCAAAUCUCUCUAUGUACAACGCCCUUAUCAGAGCAUACGCCACUAAAACCAAGAAUAACGAUGGACCCAGUUCGUACCAAACCAGAAAUCUAUAUAAGCAACUGCUAUAUAAUGGGAUGAAACCCAAUUGCUUAACGUUCCCAUUUCUUCUGAAAGAUUGCACGGGGAGGUUGGACAGUAAAAUGGGUCGAAGCGUUCACGGGCAUGUUGUGAAGUAUGGGUUUGAUGGAGAUGUGUUUGUGGGAAAUUCGUUGAUUAGUUUGUACUCUGCUUGUGGGUUUCUGAAUAGUGCACUUAGGGUGUUUGAUGAAAUGUGGGUUCGGGAUAUCGUCACGUGGAAUUCGAUGGUGAUUGGGUGUCUAAGAAACGGCGAUCUUGACUCAGCUGUGGAUUUGUUUAGGGGGAUGAAGAAGAGGAAUAUUAUUACUUGGAACUCGAUCAUAACGGGAUUUGUUCAAGGGGGUCGUGCGAAGGAAGCUAUAAAUUUUUUUCAUGAAAUGCAAAUUUUGGGUGAUGACAUGGUUAGACCGGAUAAGAUGACUGUUGCUAGUGUUCUUUCAGCUUGCGCCACUCUAGGAGCAAUUGAUCAGGGGAAAUGGGUGCACGGUUUCUUGAAAAGAAGUGGAUUAGAGUGUGAUGUAGCUAUUGGGACGGCACUAGUGGACAUGUAUGGUAAAUGUGGGUGCAUGGAAAGAGCAGUUGACGUUUUCAAGGAAAUGCCCCAGAGGGAUAUUUUAGCAUGGACGGCUAUGAUUUCUGCGUUUGCGCUUUAUGGGUAUGGUAAAGAGGCUUUUGAUCUUUUUAAUGAGAUGGAAGAACUUGGGGUGAGGCCGAAUUCUGUGACAUUUGUUGCGCUAUUGUCAGCUUGUGCUCAUUCAGGAUUGGUAGAGAAAGGACGCUGGUGUUUUGAUGUGAUGAAACGUGUUUACUCAAUUGAGCCACAGGUCCAUCACUAUGCUUGCAUGGUUGAUACACUUAGUCGAGCUGGGCUAUUUGAUGAGGCAAAACGCCUCAUAAGAAAUAUGCCAAUGGAGCCAGACAUGUUUGUUUGGGGUGCUCUUCUUGGCGGCUGUCAAAUGCAUGGAAAUAUAGAGUUAGGAGAAGAGGUUGCGAAAUACUUGAUUCGUUUGGAACCUUUAAAUCAUGCUUUCUAUGUAACUUUGGGUGAGAUAUAUGCGAAAGCUGGUAGAUUCAUUGAUGCAAAGAGAAUCAGGGCUUUUAUGAAUGGUAAAGGGAUUAAGAAGGCCAUCCCUGGCUGCAGCUUGAUUGAAGUUGAUGGAAUUGUUCAUGAAUUCUCUGUGAGAGGAUCACCAACUGUUCUGAUAGAGGAUAUAACGCGUAUCUUACAGUGCUUAGCUGAUGGGAUGAAGAUUGAAAGGGAUAUGCUUGGUUUAUUUGAAUAAGCCACUGGGAUGAGAUUUAAGUGAUGAUGUUGAGAUGAAUGUUUGGACUUUUAAGCAACACGGUUGUGUGCUCGAAUUGUUUCUUCCAUUCAUGAAUUUAUGUUCGUGGUCCAAUAGGCAUACCAGGGACGGAAAAAAUUCCAGAAAUUCUUUCUUUGAAGAACCUUUUUGCAGUAUUCAAAUCAAAGAAGAUAAAAAAGGUUCCUUACAAUUGGCACAGAAGCAGCUCUUAAGCAGAAUAUCAAAGUCAUAGACAAUUUAAUCACGAAUGACGAAUUACAGUGCAACAGGGGGCAGAUGCAAACUGGAAAGCUCAUGAGUAAACUCACUUUGUCUCAGUCAAAUGGCCCAUGAUCAAAAAGUGUGGAAAGUGGGCUGUGUAGGUGCUCGGGACUUCGGACACAUGGCAGAUUCAGAGGCAACAUUGUCGCACAUUUUCAGGCUCGAAUCAGUUGGCCUUAGGCCUAUAAAGACUAGCAGCAAAGGCUGAAAUCGGGCUUCCCCGCCAGAGAAUCCAGCAUUCACCUUCGAUAUUUUGGUCGAGCACCUUUGUUCAUUAUUUUCCUGGGUCUUUUUCACUCAACCCGUUUGAGUUUAUAUCCAUUUUAAGCCUAUUCAAACAUUGGACUGCAAUCCAGCCGUAGCACACCCUCAAUAACUGCUCACGCCUGCUGAUGUGGCACAUGCCUUCGCCGCGAAAGAGAAGAACUCUGCCAAAAGGGAUCAAAGUGGAGACCCACUGAAGAGACCAAAGGCACCCCCCUUGAUUCAAUGAUCCUGAUCUUCACACUGUACCCAUGCACAGCUCCCAUUUUAAGCCUGUGAAGCUUCUUGUAACCUACGGUGGUCCCACUCGCGAUCCGAUCCCCGUCCACGUAGAUUUCGUGCCUUUUGAUCCUCUGUCCGAGCCCAAUCGCCUCUUGGAUCCUGACCACAUUGAAAUCCACCCCAUCAUCUGUUGCUUUGAAUUCAAUCCAGUAAUCUUCUUUAUCUUGAUCAUUCCUUGGAGCCCAAUAUGUCCAUAAAUGAUCACUGUCUAGCACAUUUUCCGGUCCAAAACCUCCUCCUUCUCCUCCCCUUUGGCUACUAGCAUUUACAUACCAUUUCUCGGCCAAAUUGGUACCAAAUAUUGUGUCUAUUGCACUUCUAAACUCUCUUAAUCGUUGCACAUCUUUAUCGGAUAUGAGCCCAGUAUUAUUAGGCGGAACAUUGAGUAGCAACAAACAAUUUCGCCCGACCGAGUUGUAGUAGAUUUCCAGAAGUUCUUUCAGUUUUUUCGGUGAUUCAUAUUCGUGCCAAAACCAGCCCGUUCGGAUCGAAACGUCACACUCUGCCGGCAGCCAAUCAGUCCCUUUCGAAUCACCGGUAUUGAGAUAGCUGCAC
Molecule: messenger RNA, 3153 nt
Organism: Rhododendron vialii
Lineage: Eukaryota; Viridiplantae; Streptophyta; Magnoliopsida; Ericales; Ericaceae
Product: pentatricopeptide repeat-containing protein At5g66520-like
Exons: 1
Coding region: 157-1770 (537 amino acids)
Biological process (GO): RNA modification
Molecular function (GO): protein binding; RNA binding
Source: RefSeq, a predicted model, not a curated record